This is a messenger RNA of Mugil cephalus (flathead mullet), 6577 nucleotides long. RefSeq names its product zinc finger MYM-type protein 4-like. Gene Ontology annotation, molecular function: zinc ion binding. NCBI's taxonomy places the organism in Eukaryota, Metazoa, Chordata, Actinopteri, Mugiliformes, Mugilidae. The transcript is spliced from 28 exons. The record is from RefSeq and is a predicted model, not a curated record. Bases 92 to 4837 code for a protein of 1581 amino acids.
CUUUGUUGUUGUUAGCGGUUGGCAUACAUGACCCAUAAGCCUCAGAGGAGGUGGGCGUUUGGAAGCGCGGCGUCUGCAGUAUAAUUAAAACAUGGCGGAUUCGGAGGAAUUUAGACUUAAACGGUUACAGCAUGAGGAGCGCUUGUCCAGAGUGUUUGACGAAGUAAUGGGCCUAGGAGACUUUGCUGACUCUUCCAGAGGUUCUGCCACCUCUUCCAAGAGUGGUCAGGAUGAGGCAAAGGAAGCAGACGAAACUUCAGGACAAGAGCAAGGGCGACCAAUAGAGGAAGAGGAGAGCAACGGUAGCAGACAAGAAGAAAAAAUGGAUGAGGGGGUAGAAGAGCAGACCUUUCCAUGUGUUGCCUCCCCCUCCCCUGAUCGCAGCUCUUUACCCUCCUCAUUUAAAAUGGGAAAGAACGAAGCAGGAGGGGGAGGAAGUGGCGGGGCAGCGUUUGAUGAUGCACUGGAUGGCCUUCCUUCCUAUGGGCCAGAAGAAGAAGAUGAAGACUGGCACUUUGCCCUGCCAAUGGGUACCCUUGAGGAAGCUGGUGUUAAUAAAGCCAACCAAAAAAGAGCCCAGUCAGGGCAGGUGAACAGCACAGCUCCAAGUGAUGCCUUUGUUGGUGAGUCCAGAGAGGAGGACGAGGAGGAAGAGCAGGAGAGGGCUGGGAGUAGUCCCUCUCCCAACACCUCCCACUCCUCUCAGGACCACACACCAGACAACAGCCAAGAUGGAGGCCUCCAGGGAGAGGAGACUGAAGACAGCCAACAGGGAGAGACGUCAGAGGCUGCUCCUAUUGAGGACAGUAAUCCCCCAACGUCUCCUACUAUCAAUAUUAAAGAUGAGCCUAUUGAUGAGGGCUACGAUGCUGCUUUGCUGCCUCAGAGCUCCAUCAGACAGAUCAAAGAAGAGCUGGAGCACCAGGAGGAAGAGCUGAGGAUUAGCUCUGUCUUCUCUGUAGGUGGAGGGAACACCUUUGCACAGCCUACUAUGCCAGCAGCAGUCCCAGCCCCCCAGCACACAACCAUUUUUAUCCCUGGUAGAGGAGCUCUCCUACAAGCCAUGGGUCCCCUCCCCAUCAGAACACCAGCUCCAGUCCAAGCAUCACUGCCAGCCCUGGCACCAUUACCUUCACGGCCACCUCAACCCCCCAUUCCUGGGAGUGUCCGCUGCAGUGGCUGCUCUAAGGUUCUGCUCAAAGGCCAAACAGCAUUCCAAAGAAAAGGAUCAACACAGCUCUUCUGCUCUACUGUUUGUCUGACAGGACAUCUGCCUCCAGCCACCAAGAACCGAUUAUGUUUUCAGUGCAAAAAGGAGAUAAUUCAGCCCAGGGACAUGAUCGCGGUUCCUGCAGACGACAACACCCUCAUGCACUUCUGUGGCCACUUCUGUCUGUCGGUCUUCAGACAUAAGAGGAAACAGCCUGAUAAGGCUCCUGACAAACGACAAGAACGAAAGCCCGAGAAGCCACCAGAGAAACCAGGUGAACGACAGCCUGAAAGACCUUUUUGUAGCGUCUGCAAAGUCAACAACAAGCAAAUUGAACAUGAGGUCACCCAUCAGGGCCGCCUGCACAGACUCUGUAGUAAUGCUUGUUUUGUAAGUUGGCGCAAGAUUCGGCAGUUAGCCAUGAACUGCUGCGAAGGCUGCGGACUUUACUGUAAUAGCAAAUCAGGUUCCUGUCAGACGCUCACAAUCGAAAGAACUCAGCUCAACUUCUGCAGUCCAACCUGCAUUGCCACCUUCAAACAGACCUGCAGAAAAAUGAUCGAGUGUGCCAACUGUCACAAGAUGGCAGUAGUGUCCUCCACCUUCAUGGAACGAGACCACAAGGGCAAAGUUCAGCUGUACUGUUCACCUGGUUGUGUGGAACAGAGCCGACCACCCCAGCAUACUCUCACUGGUACUCCAUUCCCAUGCUGCCUGUGCAAGGUGUCAGCUGUUCCUCAGUAUCAUUUGGCCAUGGUGGACGGCACCAUACGCAACUUCUGCUCCUAUGCCUGUGUGUCUACUUUUAGGAAGUCUGGUGACACCUCUCAGUCAGACCUGAUUAAUGGAACCUCCUCUCUCAGGAACCCGUCCGUCAGAGAAACUCCCAAACCAGGGUCAUCUGUCGGUGCCAGCUCAGUCCCUCCCAUUCCUCAGGACUACCCAUCUUCGGUUCCCUACCAAGGCCAUCAUCCCAGUCAUACCUCAGUGCCCCCACUAGUGCCUCCCUACCCAACCAUGUCAUCCCCCUCUGUCCCUGGGCAACCCCUAAAACCAGCAGAGGGUGGCCUCGGUGACAGCUCCAAACUGACCUGCCAUCAGUGCAGCAAACAGUUCAGCUCGAAACCGAUGCUGUUCAGUCACCAAGGUCGUAUUUUUAUGUUCUGCAAUAAGACAUGCUGUGAUCACUAUAAAACCCAGAAAAACAUCCUUGCAUUGUGCGAGUGCUGUAAACAGGAGAAGGUUAUAUAUGACAUCAUCAGCUAUAACCAACAGGACCUGGUCAUCUGCAGUGAAAACUGUAAGCUGCUCCUCAAACGUGACCUGACUUCUCGUAACAGGGAUCAAACCUGGCGGCCCUGCAGCUACUGCACUGGCAUCAGUCAGAAGAUGUUGCACAGUCACUAUGGAGGCAAGAUGGAGGAGUUCUGUAGACCCCACUGCAUGUCCCAGUACACAGUUCUGUACUAUGGGAUGGGUCGAUGUGAUAGUUGUAGGAAACAGGGAUACAUGUCUGAGAAGCUACAGUGUUUGGGUUCGGUCCGUAAUUUCUGCAACCUGCCCUGCCUGCUGCAGUACUGCCACUUUCAUUUUGAAACGAGCCAACACACCAGCAGUAAUGGUACUGGGACAGCUCCACAAGCACCACACGCUCCAACCCAACCCCAUCACUCCUCAAAGAUGAAUCCUGUCAUUGCAGACGUUGUCUCAUUGGCCAACGGAUCAGCCACUCAGCCCAGUGUUUCAGCAGAUACUGCUCAGACUGGAGCACUUCCAACCACCAACAUAGAUGGCAAAAACCAUUAUCACGCCAGUACCCAGACCGAUGCCAUGCGUGUGCCUACACCCCGACGGCGUCAGAUGAAGAACAAAUCCGUUCUUUGCCGACCCUUUACGAUGGACCAGGAAACCUUUUGCCAGCUUCCCACUACUUCCACUGAAUCAGGAGAAGGUAAGGAGAACGUGAAGGUGGUAAUGGUUCCAGUCCCAGUCCCCAUCUUUAUUCCAGUGCCUAUGAACAUGUACUGCCAGCACACGCCUGUUCCGAUGCCUAUGCCCAUGCCGGUUCCAGUACCCAUUGUCGUUCCGCCGCAGAAGAAAGACGUGAAAGACGCAGCUGUCCAAUCAGAAUGCUUUGCUGUGAGCAAAGAACAACAAAAAGAUGAGCCUGUUUCCAGUGCAGACCAGAGCUCUAAAAGUGGAGACAUAAAGUCAGAAGUGGUCUCUGCUACAGCCUGUAAAGAUGAGGAGAAAGCAGUGCAGGCUGACCUGCCACCUACUAGCAGUUCAGAGAUGUGCACAGAGUCGGAUGAUCCUCAGCUUAAUGCCCAGCCAGAGACCAGCAAAACGACAAGCGCCCUUCCUACGGCUAGUCCCGGAGACCAACCUCCCUCCUCACCAGCGAUGGACUUGGAGACUGACUUUCCUUCUGAGUUGUUGGAUCAAAAGCUGUCUGCUCCACGGCGAGGAGUGAAGAGAGCUAGAGAGGGUUCCUACAGCCGGAAACGGGGUCGAAGGCGAAUUGGUUCUCUGGACCGUGGUGCAGCCGUGACUCCGGCGCCCCCCAAACUGAACCACCUGUACGGCGUUAACGCCUGGAGGAGCUGGGUUCAGCAACGCAACAAGCAGUCACAACAACCCAGUCCAGUUGACAUUAAAGAAGACGUCCUUCAGUGCAACUCUGCUGAGCUCAACUACGGUCUGUCUCACUUCGUCAGAGAAGUACGACGGCCAAACGGAGAGAGAUACAGCCCAGACAGCAUCUUCUACCUCUGUCUGGGGAUUCAACAGGUUCAGGCAGACAGGGUCACUGGCUUUACUUCUUUUAGUCUGCUGCUGCUUUUCUUAACAUGUAUGUUCUUCCGUCUUUUGUCUCUACCUCUCAUUGGACAGUAUCUCUUCAUGAAGGGCCGCAUAGAGAACAUCUUCACUGACAAGCUGUACAUUCAGUUUGCCUCCGAGAUCACUGGGAUGCUUCGACUUUGGAAACCUAAGCUGCUGCCUAGUGGUCAAGUUGUUUCAUCCCGUGUGGAGGAGCCCUACCUGUGGGAGUGUAAGCAGCUGGGCGCGUACUCACCCAUAGUCUUGCUCAACACGCUGCUCUUCUUCUGCACCAAAACCUUCCACCUGACCACCGUGGAGCAGCACCAGAGCCUCUCUUUUUCCAACUUCACUCGGUGUUCAAAGCCCUGCAGUCGAGCGGGCAAAGUCCACUACCUCCGCUACCAGAGAAGCAGCGCUGCCCCGCACAGCCAGGAAGAGACAGCACGUUCCAGAAGAAGGCAGGCGGAGAACGAGGGCGACAUGGAGAUGCUCCAGAACGUCACCAACCCUCUGCACUGUCCUGUCCAACUCUAUGAGUUCUACCUCUCUAGAUGCCCAGAGUCUGUGAAGAAGAGAACCGACGUGUUCUACCUCCAGCCUCACCAGAAUGUCCACACGCACAGUUCCCACUGGUACACUUCACAACCGUUGGAUGCCACCACUCUACAGAACAUGCUCACACGCAUCCUGGCUGUGAAAGAGGUUCAGCAGGAACAGGAAGCAGUCCAGCAUCAGUCCCCAGCUGCUGCUGAGGGUGACGGCCCACAGUCAUUAUCCACAACCUGUUCCCCUGCAACGCUGUGAAAGAAUAUUUCCCUGAAGCCAAACAGUGAAAUGAAGUUUCAAAGGUCUUUCUUUGAAACAGAAAGACCUGUCAUAGCAUGAGACUGGAUUUUGUUACCUCAGUGGCCAUCUACUCAUCACACCAAUGCACAAUGCGUUGUUUACAAAUAGCCGAUCUUAUUAGACAGGACAAGAGAAUGCUAAGGAGUGCAUUGUCACCCCAGUGUUCUUUAUGUGCUACCAAUAACGGCCAAUGGUCACCCUGUCAGAUGUGCUUUUUAUUUCAGUUAUAGAUGACCUUAGUAACCUAAUACCAAUGAGAGGUUCCACCCAUCUGACACCUUGAGAGUUUAAAUGAGUUGUUUUAUCAUUGCCCCUCUCUCAGCACUUUCUAUGGAGUAUAGUGAUUUCUAUUCAUUUUUAAAGAUGAUGCUAUUGGUGGUUUCAACACUUUUAAGCACCUGUGCUUAGAAAUGUACCUUCAUCUGGUGUGUUCAUAACCACACACACACACACACACACAAAAGAAUGUCACUCAGUUCAAGUGAAAGACUUCCCACAGAAAGUGGAAAGCCAAAAAUCCCUCUUGUAAUGAUAGAAAACUCACAGUGCCUCUCAUCCUUCAUUAUUUUAUGAACAAAUGAUCAGAUUUUAUGUUACUUUUUUAUAUUGUUGUUUCUAUGUGGCCUUAUUUCUUUGUCAGCAGUUUUCCCAUCCUUAGUUUAAGAGUACCUUUACACAUUUCAGAAGAUUUGGAAAAGCUGUCUGACCAUUAUUAUGAUUGGGAGUAUUAUUAUUAUUACCGAUGAUUACCGCUAUGUGUAUUCCUUUAUCCAUGUCUUCUGUCUUUGCCCUUGCUUCUAACAUUGCCAUCAUCUUCCUCUUUGUUCUCCUCCUACAUCAUCCCAUCUUUUACUUUCUUCCACCUCUAGUUGAGUUGAGAGAAUUUAAUUUUGCAGCAAACAAAUCAAAACUACUGGAACUCUUCUUUUACUGACACUUAAUGUUUUCUGCUUUAUAUCUAAUGUGUAGUGGGUUUUAAGUGGGCGUUGCAAACAUUUGAACUCCUUCCUGUUUUCUGUAAUAGGCUUUGGCCCAGAAGUGAAUACCAAACUUGUUUGUGACACACCACAGUGUUUGGUCUAUAGGGCUGCCGUGAAGCUCAACUUUCUCAAACAUGUCCACACAUGCUACACAUAAAUGCAAUUACACAAUAUACGAUACAUUUGUGUGUAUUGAUGAGUUGUAACCAAAAAUAUAUUUUUUUUCCAAACAGAAUUCUGAUAUAUUGCUGUUGGGAUUUUAUGAUAAUUGUAUUUGUCAGGGAGUGGGAGCAUUGUCAUGUCUCUAUUGUUUCUUCAUCUAUUUUGCUGUUUCAGGUGUGUAUGUUUUGUCACAGAGGCAGAAGUUCCUUUACUUUAUGUUUUAUAUCAUGUUUUAUAUGGAGUCCAUGUUACAGUGUAAACCAAUAGGAGCUAUAAAUCAGGGAAGCCCCGACUCUCCACAUGCUCCAUGCUAACAUUUAAACAUUCCCAGUGUUCACUGAUGGCAAAACAUUUGCCCAAACGCCGUACUGAUGGAUUACUGUAGACCACACCCUGUACCAUAGUAUCAGCAUUGCUGGUAUAAAUGAAACGCAUGAAUAUUAUUGCUGCUGUCUGAUGAUUGUUCAGUGUGAAAAGACUCUAAAGACAGUGUAAUGUUAUAUUUCAUGCACAAAAUCCUGUUUUACCACUGGGUAUUAAAAGAAAAUCCAUCUCA